AUGGCUUUAGGUGUUAAGGCCUUGCAUAUUUCUUUUGUUGCUCAUUUUCUGGGGAUUGUGGGCGCCGUAUUGGUGUUAAUUUGGUGUAUCAGCUUCAGGGGCGGCUUGGCCUGGGAAGAUACGAACAAGUCUCUCAUAUUUAAUCUUCACCCUGUAUUGAUGCUGAUAGGGUUUAUCAUAAUUGGAGGUCAAGCCAUCAUGAGUUACAAAUCCCUACCACUAAAGAAGCCAGAGAAGAAACUCGUACAUCUUGUGUUGCAUGCUAUUGCUCUUAUACUUGGCAUAAUCGGGAUAUACAUGGCCUUCAAGUUUCAUAAUGAGAGCAACAUUGCCAAUUUGUACAGUCUGCACUCUUGGCUCGGUAUUGGUGUCAUUGUCCUCUAUGGCAUUCAGGUUAUUUGCUCAACUUAUUAA
Striga asiatica is the source of this 414-nucleotide messenger RNA. NCBI's taxonomy places the organism in Eukaryota, Viridiplantae, Streptophyta, Magnoliopsida, Lamiales, Orobanchaceae. The record is from the annotation of a GenBank genome assembly.